This is a messenger RNA of Symbiodinium natans, 507 nucleotides long. NCBI's taxonomy places the organism in Eukaryota, Dinophyceae, Suessiales, Symbiodiniaceae. The record is from the annotation of a GenBank genome assembly.
AUGGUACACCAAUGGAAGUCGCUCCUCCUUUUGGGGCACUUCGUCCUCCUCGAGUCGGGACGUGCGGCCUGUCAGGGCAUCAUUGGCCGACACCGGUUCUCAGGGGAGAGCCCGCUCCUCUCGCUUUGGCCACCGAUCCGGCCCGGCCCCACUGGGCCAAGCGUCGUGCAACGCACGAGGCUGUCACAGUCCGCCCUCGAUCCGAGGGCAGCAUUCAUGGGCAGUAGCGACUCCGUGGUCUACAAGGACCUCCUGGCAUUGCUGUCGGUGGCUUUUGAGAACCAGCGGACAAUCAUCCACCAGCAGAGAAGCCGAAUGGACCGGCUACUGGCGGAGUUCGCGGACAUCCGGCAGGAGCUCGAGGAGGACCCCGAGCUCCAGAUGCUUUAUGCAGAAGUACGGCGGCAGCGAAAGGACGGCGUCAAAAAGAAGAAACAGUCGAAAAAGAAAACGAAGAAGGACAAGGAUCAUCCUGCUGCGGGCGACAGGAAGUUGCACGAGCUGUAG